Oryza sativa Japonica Group (Japanese rice) is the source of this 1944-nucleotide messenger RNA. RefSeq names its product ankyrin repeat-containing protein At2g01680. The record is from RefSeq and is a predicted model, not a curated record. Gene Ontology annotation, cellular component: plasma membrane. Lineage: Eukaryota; Viridiplantae; Streptophyta; Magnoliopsida; Poales; Poaceae. Gene Ontology annotation, molecular function: protein binding.
CUUUAAUCGAGUCCACCCCCGCAUCGAUCAAUCAGUGAGCAGCGACAGGAGUAGCACGACGGCGAGCUCGCACACGCAUCCCGACGCCGCCGCGAGGCCGCGGCCGCCGCCGGCGACGAUGGAUCUCCCGCCGCUCUCCCACCAGGCGCUCUUCGCCGCCGUCCGAUCCGCGGACGCCGCCGCCGUCGCCGGCCUCCUGGCCGACGCCGGGGCGUCCGGGCCCACCACCCAGGCGCUCGCCGCCGCGCAGACGGACGCCGGGGAGACGGCGCUGUACGUCGCGGCGGAGGCCGGCUCCGAGGAGAUCGUCCGCCUCCUCAUCCCGCUCUACGACCUCGAGGCCGCCACCGUCCGCUCCCGCCUCGACCUCGACGCCUUCCACGUCGCCGCCAAGCAAGGCCACACCGGGGCUGUGAAGGAGUUCUUGGGGCGGUGGCCGGAGCUAUGUUCAAUCUGUGACUCUUCCAAUACUAGCCCUCUUUACUCUGCAGCAGUAAAAGAUCACUUGGAUGUAGUUAACGCCAUACUGGACACUGAUGACAGCUGCAUAAGGAUUGUGCGGAAAAAUGGGAAGACAUCACUACACACUGCUGCAAGAAUCGGUUACCAUCGUAUUGUCAAAGCACUUAUAGAAAGGGAUCCGGGGAUUGUUCCAAUCAGAGAUAGGAAGGGACAGACUGCACUUCACAUGGCUGUAAAAGGUAAAAAUACAGAUGUAGUUGAAGAGUUACUGAUGGCUGAUGUUUCCAUACUCAAUGUGCGUGACAAGAAGGCAAAUACAGCUUUGCACAUAGCUACACGAAAAUGGAGGCCCCAGAUGGUACAACUUCUGCUUAGCUACGAGGCGCUUGAAGUCAAUGCUAUCAAUAAUCAGAAUGAAACAGCUAUGGAUUUGGCUGAGAAAGUUCCUUAUGGUGAGUCUAAAAUGGAAAUAAUUGAGUGGCUGACAGAAGCUGGCGCAAAGAAUGCACGGAAUGUGGGGAAAAUUGAUGAGGCAUCAGAGCUUAGGAGAACCGUGAGUGAUAUCAAGCACAAUGUUCAAGCACAGCUCAAUGAGAAUGCCAAGACAAAUAAAAGAGUGACAGGAAUAGCCAAAGAGCUCCGGAAACUACACAGAGAAGCUGUUCAGAACACCAUCAAUUCAGUUACUAUGGUAGCAACCCUGAUUGCCUCCAUCGCAUUCGUAGCCAUAUUCAAUUUGCCAGGCCAGUACUAUGUUGAUAGGGAUAGUGGGGGAGACAUUGGUGAAGCCCACAUAGCCAACCUUACUGGUUUCCGAGUUUUUUGUCUGCUGAAUGCUACCGCCCUUUUCAUUUCCCUUGCAGUGGUCGUAGUUCAGAUCACCUUGGUUGCCUGGGAAACCGGUGCUCAAAAGCGGGUUAUCAAGAUUGUAAAUAAGCUGAUGUGGUCAGCAUGCCUUAGUACAUGUGCGGCUUUUAUCUCAUUGGCCUAUGUGGUAGUUGGCCCCCAGAAUGCCUGGAUGGCUUUCACCAUAUCAGCCAUCGGAGGGCCAAUCAUGAUUGGUACUCUCUUGUUCCUGGCCUAUCUGUUGUUGCGCCCUCGCUUCAAGUUUGGUGAAGAUAGACAGCGGCGCAUCAAAAGGGCAAGUGGCAGCAAGUCCUUCUCCUGGUCUAUCCAUGAGGGGAUAUCAGACCUGGAAGCAUUCUCUGAUCAUGAGAAGAGAAUUUAUGCCCUGUAGAUUGUAAAAGGUCUUGCUUUAGCUGCAUGUAACACUUAAGAACAUGUAAUUGGAUGAAAACAAUCAUCCCUGUAUAUAGUUGCUCAGCUGUUUUAGGUCUGUGGUGAGGUGGCCCAAGCAGACCUUUUUCUGCACCAUCUUGAUGGUUUGUGUACUUGGAUACUUGGUACCUGCUAAUGUGUACUAGUAUUAGCACUUAACAAUGAAGAGCACCUAUGCAGUUUGAAGCUAUGGUUACAAUUCCA